Klebsormidium nitens is the source of this 2257-nucleotide messenger RNA. The record is from the annotation of a GenBank genome assembly. Lineage: Eukaryota; Viridiplantae; Streptophyta; Klebsormidiophyceae; Klebsormidiales; Klebsormidiaceae.
GGAAAUUGCUCCCAGCCACGUCGGAUUGUGAGUCAUGAGUCAACACGCACUCGGUCUUCGCCGCAUAGCGCCUCGCGCCCCUGAACAAUGGCGGAUACCGACUGCUGCCUGUGAAUUGUGGUCAUUGGAUGCCGAAGCCUCCUCUUCUGCCUGCUUCAGAAGCCAGCCGUGCCACGUUGGAAGCACGGCAUUGUAGCUCUCCGUGGAGUCCAUGAUAAGAAGUUGCAGGGGAUGUGUUCAGCAUUCCUCUUUGGAGGGCCCAGGCCUCAAACUGCGAUGUUCUGAGGAUUGAUUUUGGGGGAGUCAUUUCCUUGGGAAUCGGGGUGCAGAAUUGAUUACAGGGCGUUCAGAACGGUGAAUAAUGUUAGAGGUUGCAGGACAUGCAAUGGACGACCGGGUGCUCCUGGCCAGUGUCAAGAGCGGGGUGUGGGACUCAGUGUUGUACUCGUCUGUUCUCCCACUGUGGACGUCCGUUGCAGCGGGGCUUGUGAUGGGGUGGGGGUGGAGGCACAGGUGGCUCCCCCUCCUGACGCUCGUUCUGCAGCGACCAACCUUGACCGCCGGCGCUACAACCCCGGCGCAAAAGAGGUUUUGGCUGGGCCUGACAGUGGCUGCGGGUGUCCCGCUGCUGCAGUAUGCCUGGGGGGCGUUCUCGCAGAGGGUUUGGAAAGGGAAGCAGCACAGCAUUGAAGGGGCCGACUGCCGCGGGCGCCCGGAGGCCCCGCUGACGUCAGCAUCUCUGGCGUCCCUAGUCACGGAGGCAGACCUGGCUGACUUUAUGCGGCAGCUGAAUGGGGAAGACUUGGAGGAGAUGCCGUGGGAACAGAUCCUCGACAAGACGUCAGAGCACCUGAGCUAUGUAUCCUAUCGGAGAGACCCCAGAAAUGGCGGUCCAACACAGUAUUUGAGCAAGACCACCUUCUUUGGUUGCUCCCCCCCCCUCCUGCGUGACUUCUACAUGGACGAUGAGUACCGUGGCGCCUGGGACAGCUCCCUGAACAGCGCCCGCCAGCUGGCGCUCUGCAAUGAGAGUGGGGUGGAGGUCGGACAUUGGGUCAAGAAGCUGCCGCUGUUUGGGGCAAAUCGGGACUACGUGCUCGCAUGGCGUGUUUGGGAGGAUAGCAAGGGGAGCUUCUACUGCGUAACCAAGGCCUGCCAGCACCCCUUCGCUCCAUCUCAUCCCAGCACGAAACGGAUCGAAGUCUACACCUCGUCUUGGCGAAUAAGAGCCGUCCCGUCGAUGAUUCCUGGGGGCCCGCCCUCGAGCGAGGUCACCCUAGUUCACCAGGAGGACAGCGGCAUCCAGCGCGACAUGGCCAAGAUGGCCAUCCGCCGGGGCGCCUGGAACUUCGUCAAGAAGAUGGGGCCGGCGCUUGAGGGCUACACGCACUGGCACGCCACGCAGCGCGUCUCGAAGGAAAGCGCGGUCUCGCUCGCGCACCGGCUGCCGGAGCACCUAGACCCGGGGGGCCCCGCCGCGAGAGGUCGCGCGGAAAGCUCGGGGGCGGAAGGCGGCGAGCUGCGGAGGUCGGCCUCUAUGCGGGGGAGCCGGCGGCGGAAGAUUGCGUUGGUCGCGGCGGGGGCGCUGCUCGCGGCGGCGAGCGGAGGGGGCCCGGCUUUGGGAGCGAAAGUGUUGACUAUGGUUCUGCCCGUCCUUGGCCGGAAGCUGAAGCAGAGAGGGCGGUCGUAAAACGGGUUAAGGGCCCGUUUGCGUAGAGGUUGUAUCUUAGGACGUGUUGCUCGCUUUGCCGUUGGCGCGAGCCAACAAUUGACCGCUCAAAUAUGAAGAGAGCCGUGAGGAAGCCGUUCGAUGUGCCAUAAAAGGAGAGCCGAAAUUAGGAAACAGAUGCCAUUUAAGAUUGAUUAGGCUAGCGAAGACCGUAGAAGGGGUAAGUUGUGCUCAUACACUUCGAGAAAAGGCGCCGGAAGGGUUUGCAAAGCAAUAUAAUAACGCAUCGGCUGCCGGGUCGAGCAUCAAGCAUCCUUCGAGAUUGGGGGCCUUUUUAGCGAGUUAGCCUGCUGUACAAUAACGUCUCGAAACACCGAUUCUUUGCACCGUUAAGGCAAGGUGCACCCAUGAAGCAGAAGCCGUUAGGGUGGACGUUAGAAUUGAUUGCGAAGAUUGAUCAUAUCUUCAAGGAGCUAAAUGCUCCAAGUGGGGCUUGCAUCGCGACAUUGAAGCAGCGUUGUUAUAAAGGUCAACCGAGAUGUCCCGUUUUUGACAAUGCUGAAUCACCAACAUUUCCAUGAACCCGAU